Messenger RNA from Pterocles gutturalis (yellow-throated sandgrouse), 632 nucleotides. RefSeq names its product pleiotrophin (gene PTN). Gene Ontology annotation, molecular function: growth factor activity. The transcript is spliced from 4 exons. Bases 1 to 498 code for a protein of 165 amino acids. NCBI's taxonomy places the organism in Eukaryota, Metazoa, Chordata, Aves, Pterocliformes, Pteroclidae. The record is from RefSeq and is a predicted model, not a curated record.
AUGCAACAACAACAACAGCAGCGUCGAAUGUUCACAGCUGCCCUCCUGGCACUUGUUUUUAUUCUAGCAGCUGUGAGUACCACUGAGGCUGGCAAAAAAGAGAAACCAGAGAAAAAGGUGAAGAAAUCUGACUGUGGGGAAUGGCAGUGGAGCGUCUGUGUUCCCACCAGUGGUGACUGUGGCCUGGGGACACGUGAGGGCACCCGCACUGGAGCUGAGUGCAAGCAAACCACCAAGACUCAGAAGUGUAAGAUUCCCUGCAACUGGAAGAAGCAAUUUGGAGCGGAGUGCAAAUACCAGUUCCAAGCCUGGGGAGAAUGUGACUUGAAUACUGCCUUGAAGACUCGAACUGGGAACCUAAAGAGAGCCCUUCAUAAUGCUGACUGCCAGAAGACUGUCACAAUCUCAAAGCCCUGUGGGAAGCUUACCAAACCCAAACCUCAAGAAUCCAAGAAGAAGAAAAAGGAAGGCAAGAAACAAGAGAAGAUGCUGGAUUAAUGGAGCCAACUUGGGCAGUGUGAGAAAGGGACAUCAGCAAACACGAUCAGUUAACAGUUUCAUUUAUACCUAGGCAUUUUAUCCUAAAAUUAUUUAUAGCUUAAUGGUACAAUAGAAGGAAACAAGCAAACACA